Messenger RNA from Corythoichthys intestinalis (scribbled pipefish), 3051 nucleotides. RefSeq lists its product as uncharacterized. Lineage: Eukaryota; Metazoa; Chordata; Actinopteri; Syngnathiformes; Syngnathidae. The transcript has 8 exons. Bases 73 to 2637 code for a protein of 854 amino acids. The record is from RefSeq and is a predicted model, not a curated record.
UCACCGUUCGCCGUCUGAUGACAUUGAGUUUUGAAUCUAUCCGCGUCUCGACGGUUCUUGGAUUUUGCCACAAUGGACGUUAGUACCGCUUCAUUAUAUGAAAAAAUAAAACAUAAACUCAGCUCAAAUGCCCUCGAUUACAGGAAUUCGCUUAGUCGGGUUAUAGACAAGGUGCGUGUUCCAUACUCUAAGACGCAAAAUCAAGACGACGCGAUCGAUGUGGAUCUCAGAAGCAUUCCAAGUAAAGCCCUGGUACACUACAUGUCGCUGUCGAAAAAGCACAUUGAGGAGAAGGAGCCCGAGAGCAUGUUUGAUUCAAGAGAUGACCUAUUACAGUCACACAAUUCCUCCAGUGAUUCACAGGCCCAACAGCUAGACAAAAUGCAACAGGAUGGCGGAGGUGAUGAGAGUCAUGUUUCUUCCCAGAUGCUCUCCGAAGAGGGAUUGUCAAAUGUUUGUUCCCCGGAGAGCUUGCUUGAAGACAGCAGGAGAAAUUUCUCUCAGAUCGAUGUCUUGCCCGAGGAUGAAGACGAGGAGCUGGAAAUGAACCUGAGAAGUCAAGGGACCACUUUGUCUGAGCUCUAUCCUAGCAUGAUUAAUCAAAUUGGGCGCUUUCAGCACUGGCUGCACGUCUCCAGGAUGACAGACUCUGUGGCCAGGAAGUACCGCAAGUGCCGGCAAAUGUCCAGGAGAGGCAAUCGCAUCAUUAAUGUGACCAGGAACCACAGACGAACCAUGAGCAGUAAAGCUAAAAUGAGGAAGCAGACCAUUCCAGUGCUGAGCUUACCUUGGAUACCGGAAUCUCCAAAACCUAAAUGGAUCGAACUAAAUAGUACCUUUACGGCAGAAAUAAAGCCAUCCUUUUUUGCCCUUAGUCCUUCGCAGGCUUCCAGUGCUUCCUUGGAGACUUUGUCAGACCCUUCCUCAAAGCAGCCAUCAGUGUGCAACCUUGCUCGUUCACAGUCUCCUCUUUCCUCCUCUGAGUCAUUCUUUGACAUGAUGCAAAGAUCCAGAGGACUUAUGGGAGAACUGCUAUCCUGGACCUUCCUCAGUCCUUCGCAGUCUCCUCCAAUGUCUUCUGAUGCCUCUUCAGGAGAUUUUUUGGAUUUGCCGCCAAGCUCUAGAGAUACUGGUCUUUCAGCUGCCAGAGAUAAGCAAGCCUCCUGUGUCUUGAGGCCUUUGCAAUCUUCUGAUCCCGCUUCAGGGGCAUCAAUGAACCUGCCUUCAAGAUCCAAAAGGCAUUCUCUCUCUGCUGCUACAGAGCAGCCAUUCUUGUGGACGCCCAGUCCUUCGUGUUCUUCCAGUGCCUCCUCAGAUCAGUCCCUGAUGUCCAAGAGGCUUUUUAGUACUGCUGAUGUCGAACACGUGUCCUCUGGGAUCCUCAGUCCUUCACAGGCGGACCAGCCCCAAAAGUCCAAACUGCUGUUUAAUGCUACUGUUGAAGACCAGCCGUCCACAAGGAACCUCAGCCAGCCUUCCAGUCCAUCCUUGGACCAUUACCUAAGGUCCAAAAGGCUUGCUCUCUCUGCUGUCAGAAAGCAACAGCAACCAUUCUCUUGGGACCAUAGUCCUUCACAAGUUUCUGGAAGCCCCUCAGGACUAUCCCUGAGGGCCAAAAGGCUGCUUAACGCUGCUGCCGAAGAACAGUCGUCCACAUGUGAACUUAGUCCUUCGCGACCUUCGAGUCUUUUCAUGGACCAUUCCCCAAGGUCCAAAAGGAUUGCUCUCUCUGCUGCCAUCGAGCAACAGCAACCAUCCUUGUCGGUCCUCAGUCCUUCACGCGAUACCGGUACCACAUCAGACCUGUCCCUGAGGUACAAAAGGCUGUUAAACACUGCUGCUAAAGAACAGGCAUCUGUGUGCAGGCUCAGUCCUUUACGGUCCACCUGUCCCUCAAACUUGUCUCAGAGUUCCAAAAAGCUUUUUCCCUCUGCUGACGUUGCUUGGGAAGACACAAGAUUUGAAGAGCGACCUGAUGUUUGCGGUUCCCCGGUGAUACAAAGUCCCUCAAAAAUGGGAAUGGCGAAUUGGGAAGGCCUCAGAAGAUCACCUUUUACCCAAAACCCCAACUCUGGUCACUUUAGGUCUGCAGCUUCCCCUCUACAAAAGUUGCUUACUCCCCAGAAGCUCAAAUCCAAGUCCUGCGUGCGCUGCCCUCCAAAGGCCCAUAGUAAGCUCUGGCGACCUCUUUCCUCUAACUCCUCCCUUGCAUCAGACAGCAAUACUCACUCAUAUAAGGACCUGGAUGACGAAUUCAAUAAGUACUAUAACAAGUUUGUUUGUCAAAGCAAACUCUUCAAUGGGCAUCGCUGCCGAAUGUGCGCAUGGAACGGAGAGGGCUGUCUGCAGCAUUCCCGAAGUUUGGUGGCUUUAGCAUUGUCUCCCCAUAGCUUUGGGCUGAGGAAGCGACAUCAGGAAAUAAAUUUGGAAAACCCAGGUUGCUCCAAGCACUGGGGCGCCUACUCCCCAGGGUCUAAGCGCCACAGAAACGAGGGGCUGAGACGCCGCCUACAAAUGACCGAUGCUCAGGACCCUCGGGGUGAAGUUUACAAUCAUCGGAGAUAUCAAUGGAUCAGUGAUCAUCCACUGUUGGAAGAUGCCACUCAGACCCUCCAGAGGAAACCCUAUCAGAUAUGAACUGAAAGUGGUGACUGCCUUCUACUAGAUCUACCAAGGGUGCUGACCAAAUUGUCGAUUACGUGCAUUUGCCUCAAGCUGUUGUAAAAGUCCUUCAUUGUCUUGUCAAUUUUACAUUCAAAUAUUUUAUUCAUGUUCACUGUAAUUGCAUUUGUGCAUACUUUGUAUUAUUAGUAAUUGGUUGGUUUAAAUAAAAACAUUCUGCGCUUUAGGUUGAAUUCAGUCAGUGUUUAUUAUACCCUCACCCCUCACGUAUUGUAUAUGUAACAGAACAGCGUGAUAUUAAUGCAACAUAUUCAGGAAUACCAGGAUGCUGUAGACAGUUACUCAUUUUAGUUCAAAACUCAUGUUCAAACAUGAAGGAAAAUCUUUGGUCACUGAUUUGUGCAUUAAAAAUUUUUUUUUUUUUUUUUU